ACUAUCUUCCGAAUUGGUUCAAGUUGAGCUGCUCUUACUCUGCUUAGCUGCAGCUUGGCUUUUGGCUCGUGCUGCUCCUCUGUCCGCCCGCCUUGUCCGUCGGGUACAACUGCUACUAGGCUGCUGCUGCUGCCCUCUCCUCUUCUUCUCCAUGCCGAUGGUUCCUCCCCUCUUCUUCAUCUCCACCCCCUGACGGUUUCUUAGCGUGCUUGUGUGUUGCUGCGUCAUUCCCGGUGCCGUUUCCGCGGCACAUUUCGCAUCUUGCCGCCUCGGUGGAAGAUUUGCUUCUUUCCAGCGUUUCGGCGGCGAAUGCGGGAUCUUGGCUUCGGCCUCUGCGCGCCGCGGUGGAAUGCUGCAUAGUUGAUGGUGGCAUUGCCGGAUCGAGGAAAUCUCGGAGGGCAGUGCGUGCGGCGUAGCUGAGGACCGCGUCCUGAGCAAGCAGCACGUGAGGUGUUCGAACAAAAGGGUGGAAGGAAGAUGAGGAGGGACUUGUCCUGCUUCGGGGAGAGCAGCGUCCAGAUUGCGGACGCGGCGUCUUCCUCUUCUUCCUCGCACUGCCGUGGCGGUGGCGGCAGAAAGGGCGCGGCUCAGAACCAGGUGAGCUGCCUCUACCAGGCACGGCUCUCUGGCCGGCCCUGCAUGAUCUCGGUGACCUGGAGCAAGGGACUAGCUGGGAUGCAGGGCCUCAGCGUCACCGUCGACGACACAUGUGGCCAGUGUCUUUGCAAGGCUGACGUUAAGCCAUGGCUCUUCUCUAAGAAGAAGGGAUCCAAGAGCCUCACUGCCGGCGACGGAAAGAUCGAGAUCUUCUGGGACCUCUCAGGUGCUAAGUUUGGCCCUGGGCCGGAGCCACUGGAAGGGUUCUAUGUCACCGUCGUGUUCGACCGUGAGAUGGUGCUCUUGCUCGGUGACAUGAAGAAGGAUGCUUACCGGAAGACGUGUGCCGUCCGGCCUGCGCUCAGUACAUUGUUCUUGGCGAGGAAGGAGCACAUUCAUGGCAAGAAGAUUUACUCUGCCAAGGCUCAGUUCUCUGGCAGCGGCCAGUGCCAUGACAUUGUGAUAGAGUGUGAUUCUGUUGGGCUCAAGGACCCUUGCCUUGAGAUCCGCAUCGAUAAGAGGCCGGUCAUGCAGGUGAAGCGGCUUGCGUGGAAGUUCCGGGGGAACCAGACGAUUAUGGUGGAUGGGUUGCCUGUGGAGGUGUUUUGGGAUGUCCAUAGUUGGCUCUUCAGCUCGACAGCAAGCAAUGCAGUGUUCAUGUUCCAGACAUGUCCAGCACCUGAGAAGUCUAUUCCCUGGAUGUACUCGCAGAUUUUUAGGGAAUCUCAGUCGCAAGGUCUUGGUUUCUCCUUGAUUCUAUAUGCAUGGAAGAUUGAGUAGGUGCGUGCAGGAUCGAAUUGACUGACACGUUAUCCUUCCUGAAUGUUAGCAAGAUGAUUUAGUGUCUGAUUUGUUCCGUUGGGUCUGAGUGAGGCCCUAUUCAUGUUACUCUUUCAGUUCUCUUGCUUUGCCAACUGUAAACUUCUUCAGAUAUUUAUUGAUAUCAUGUGAUUUUUGUUUAA
Molecule: messenger RNA, 1559 nt
Organism: Lolium perenne
Lineage: Eukaryota; Viridiplantae; Streptophyta; Magnoliopsida; Poales; Poaceae
Source: RefSeq, a predicted model, not a curated record